This is a messenger RNA of Mesorhabditis spiculigera, 1965 nucleotides long. NCBI's taxonomy places the organism in Eukaryota, Metazoa, Nematoda, Chromadorea, Rhabditida, Rhabditidae. The record is from the annotation of a GenBank genome assembly.
AUGGGCGGCAACAUCAGCUGCACCCAGAAGCUCGCCGAGAACAAGUACCUGGGCGAGCUGUGCGGCAAGGCGCCGAUCGGGCAGAAUGACGAGUUUUGGAAGGGGCUGUUCAACUUCUACCUGACGCUCGACCUCGAUGAGGCAGCGACCGGGAAGGCCGUCGAGACGCUCAUCGAAGGCUACAAUGAGCAGUUGAUGGAAAACACGCGCGAAUCCGAGAAUUUGGACCUGUUGUUGCACGUGUUCUUCGAGAAAUCGACGGUGCUGAUCAAUUCGAACGCCCAGGAGGAAAAACUCCUCAAUUUCCACGUCCAAAACGGGCUGAUCAUCGUGAAAAAUGUCAUCAAAUUCUUGUGCUCGCGCUUCACUGAGGAGGGCUUGCACGAAUUUUUGCAAAAAGGCGAGGAGGAGAAGCGGAUUGAUCGCCUCCACCAACUCGUUCUCCAGCUCACCGACAUCAUCAUAAAACUACCGGUCAAUGAUACCACAAUGCCCGUCCAUAUCGAGGCGCUAAAGUGCUGUCUAGCCCUGCUGAGCUCGCAGUUGUAUCGCGAGGACGUCGUCCAGGAUUCCAGCAUUUUUGGGCUUUUCCUGGUGGAGGAGUGCAAAGAUCGAGCCACGAUUCUGACAAAAGUUUUGCUGGACAACUACCUCAGCCACAACGCCGAGUAUAGGGCACCGCAUCAGGAGAAGGUUCCGGAGAGCAUCGUGCUUGGAUUGGCAGGAUCUCUCUGGAAUAUGGUGACGGUGGCAACUGGAUUAAAUGAUGCAGCCGAGGAAACGAAGCCCCUGGUCGUCUCGCUCGGCAGCCUAUCCCUGUUAUUAGCCCUCGUUUUGACGUGCCACAACUCGAGGGGCAGGAAUGCUUUCAAGGAGACGAUGGCCAUUUUUCAGAAUUCGCAAGAAAUCUCCGUGCUGGCCGCCGAGCUUCAAACUUUCAAACUGGCCUACAACGCGUUGUACGAGCGACUUUGCGACUCGAUAGAGCAGGAACCCCCAAUGCUGCUCCUCUACAUUCUCCUCCACCACAACGUCGGCUUCCGGAAUUACGUACUGUCGCGCAUCAACCUCGAGAAGCUCGUGCUCCCCAUACUCCGAAUCCUACACGAUGGAUCACGAGCACAGGCGGCGUCCAACACUCAUCACAUGUAUUUGGCACUGAUCGCCGUGUUGAUACUGUCGGAGGACGACUUUUUCUGCAAAAUCAUCCACGAGACGAUGGUUCGAGGCGACUGGAUCGACCCGAAUCGACCGAUUGGCGAAAUCUCGCUCGGCGGCCUGACGAUUAUUGUUUUCAUUCAAACUUUGAAGAAGAACGUGUUGAGGACAAAGGACCGCUAUCUCCACACGAAUUGCCUAGCCGCGCUGGCCAACAUGGCGUCCUGCUUCAAAAACCUGAGCCCGAUCGUGUGCCAGAAGGUUGUUGGGCUAAUUGAGACCCUAAAUAAGCGCUACGUCAAGCUGGUCGAUACCGUGAAGCAAAAUUCGAUAAACGACAGCCCAGAGAGUGAGAAGAGCGACGAAAACUUGCAAGACGACGUCACAGUUCUCGAAGAGGGCAUCCGCACCCUGCUCGAAAUCUUAAACAGCGCCAUUAGCGUGCGGUUACGACACAAUGCCAACCUCAUCUACACCCUGCUGUAUCAUAAAGAACUCUUCGACAGCUUCCGGCAACAUCCAAUGUUCCAGGAUCUUCUGAAGAACAUCUCGCUGGUCAUCGAUCACUUUUCUACUAAAAUUGAUGGCGUCAAAGGCGGGUCUCUGAUCACCGUCAUCGAGGAGGAGGCUCUUAUCUGGCGCAUGGACAAGCUGCAAAAGUUCCCGGAGCUGAAGUUUAGAUACGUCGAGGACGAGAACACGAUCGAGUUCUUCGUGCCCUACGUUUGGCGUCUGGUCUACGAGCACGCCGACCUCAGGCUUGAAAGCCAGAAAAUCAAGGUGUUCAACGCGAUGGCGAUUCGGAAA